AUGCUCGUGAUGCCUUUCCUCGCCUUCAAAAAGCAGAAGCGCAUCUUCAAGUCCGUCAAGUCGUGGCGCGACGAUGCGCUGGCCUCGGGCCUGCUCAUCCGCUUCGCCUGGGUCGAGGGCGGCACUGGCAAGGUCGUGGACGGCGCGCUCGAUGGCACGAUUGUCACUGCGCAGGGCAAGGUCGCCAUCUUCAUCAGCCACACCUGGUGGGACCGCGCCUUUGUGGAUGAUACGAACGACCCGAACAACCCGUAUGACAAGGGGGCGCCCGACUACCAGGGCGGCGAGAAGAAGAACCUCAAGUGGCGGACCAUCGUCGCGGGCGUGGAGGCGCUCAUCGCCGACAAGGGGCUGCGGGCGGAGGACGUCGUGCUGUGGUGCGACUGGCAGUCGAUCUACCAGGACGACGAGACGGAGAAGCUCAAGGGCGUCAUGAGCUUGAUCAAGUACGCCACGCUUUGCAAUUACAUGCUCGUCCCGACCGAGGAAAUGGAGCUGAAGCACGACGCGGCGAAGUACCCGGAAGACAUCCCGCAGUACGGCCGCCGUGGCUGGUGUCGUUGCGAGUACUUUGUCUUCUCGCUGUGGGCCGAGAUGCUGGGCCGCGAGGUGCCGUUGUACGCGAUCAAGGCGGGCGGCGGCUUGCACCAGUACCCGGCGGUGAAGGUGCUGGGCGAGAAGUACAUGCCGAGCGGCGGCGACCUGUCCAACCCCAACGACAAGAAGAGCAUCGUGGGGUUGGAGGACACGAUGAUCGAGGCGUAUGGGAAGGCGGUCGUCCUCUACGCCUGCAAGGCCGGCACGACGGUCGAUCUGCAAGACAAGAUGAUUCGCGCCGUGCACGUCGAGGCGCUCGGCGACGCCGUGGAGGCGUACAAGGUCGUGUCUCUUUCCCUACGCACCAACCAGCUCGGCUUCGAUGGAGCUGCGGCCCUCGCGAAGGUCCUCGUGGCAAACACGUUCCUGACGGAACUGGACGUGCGCAACAACGACAUCUCGGGCGACGGCGCUUCGCAGCUCUCGGCCACUGUCCUUUCCAACCCCAAGAUCGAGAAGUUCAACGAGAUCCCCGUCAAGGAGAUGCGCGCCGCGUCGCUCACCACGCUCGAACUGGUGAACAAGGGCAUCGGCGUCGUGGGCGGCUUCGUCGUUGCGGGUCUGAUGCCCGUCAUGGCCUCGCUGAAGUCGCUCUAUCUGAGCGACAAUGCGCUGUGCGGCGCAACGAAGUUUGGCGAAGGCACGUACGAUGCGACUGGCAUCAAGGCUAUCGCAGACGCCUUGCGCGACAGUGCCUCGACGCUGACGAGCCUCAACCUCGCGGACAACUAUCUCGCUGACGAGGGCGCAAAAGCGCUCGCACCAGCCAUCGCGGCCAGCACGUCCUUGACCACCCUCGUCAUCCACUCAAAUCAAAUUGGGGAUGAGGGUGCCAAAGCACUCGCGCCAGCGAUUGCUGCGAGCGCCUCCUUGACGGCAGCAAAUUUGCUGCGGAACGACUUCGACGUGGACGCUGCCUCCAUGCUCCUCAAGGCCAAGCAGGAGCACCCCACGCUGACCACUCUGUGCGGUUUCAAGGGCGACGAGACCCGCCUCAACUUCUCUCGCCAGAGCCUCCGCCCAGCGGAUGCGAUGCUGAUCGCGCCUGAGAUCAGCGUCAUGGCCUCGCUAACGGCGGCCAAUUUGCUCUGCAACAAUCUCGACAAGGAGUCGGCCACCAUGCUCGCUACGGUUGCCAAGGAGAAGAAGAUCUCGCUCUGUGGCAUCGGACUGGAGCAGACCAGCGCCGACUUCCGCGGCCAGGGCUUGGAGCCGAACGAUUCCAUUCUGAUCGCCUCUGAUCUUGGUGUCCGGGCCUCCCUAACGAAGCUCAACGUCCGCUACAACUACAACCUCGGCGAAGAGGGCAAGGCGGCCAUCAAGGAGGCCGAUGGAUUGAAAAACAUUCGAACAAAGAAGAGGCGACGGGAGGAACCGGCGGAGGAUGCAAGUCUCGACUUGCGAAGCUGGACCGGACCUCAGAACCAGAAGCUGACGCUGAAGGCUGGCGUCAGGCUCCGCACGUGGUGCCAGCACCCCGCGGGUAUGAAGAGGCCCUCGCCCGGCCCGAGCACCACCGCCGCGCAGCGCGCGCGCGCGAACUCGGGAAAGCGGCGCAGGUCGGGCUGCUCCACGUCGACCUGUACUUUUUACUAA
Emiliania huxleyi CCMP1516 is the source of this 2193-nucleotide messenger RNA. RefSeq lists its product as hypothetical. The transcript is spliced from 6 exons. The coding region runs from base 1 to 2193 and encodes 730 amino acids. NCBI's taxonomy places the organism in Eukaryota, Haptophyta, Isochrysidales, Noelaerhabdaceae. Gene Ontology annotation, molecular function: protein binding. The record is from RefSeq and is a predicted model, not a curated record.